This is a messenger RNA of Misgurnus anguillicaudatus (oriental weatherfish), 1841 nucleotides long. It is a transcript of the gene arl15b, whose product is annotated as ADP-ribosylation factor-like 15b. NCBI's taxonomy places the organism in Eukaryota, Metazoa, Chordata, Actinopteri, Cypriniformes, Cobitidae. Gene Ontology annotation, molecular function: GTP binding; GTPase activity. The record is from RefSeq and is a predicted model, not a curated record.
CGUCGAUGCCGCGAUGCUUUGCCGUGUGUGGCUACUGGCUCGCGAGCACAAAACAAACAGCUCCUGUCUCCGCCCACAUUAAAAACUAUUAUAUUUGCUAUAACACGUCUGAGGGAGUGGGACAUGAAACAUACAGAUUUUUUGCUUAAAAAUAGCAAUGUAUUAGACGCUUGAAUCUUUUAAACGGGCCUUUUUAUUCAGAUAUCCGUGCGCGUGACUCCAAUCACAGGGAAAGUGUGCCGUGCUAACUCUUGUUAGCCGCUUUAUUCAUGUAUUAUUUUUCACAUCGGAGAGGCGGGGAAUCCAAAGCCUAAGCCGUCAAAAAACGAGACUUGGAUGCAUUCAAUAAACACCACCGUUUCAUUUCAUAGCCGCCUUAACUCGGGAUUCAAACCUUUUGGAGACAACAGCAAGAAGCGAUCGAGAAAUUACAUGGAUUAUCUGUGUUUCAGGACGUUGUGCUGUAAAGGACCUCCUCCUCCCAGGCCAGAGUAUGACGUGGUUUGCAUAGGUCUGACAGGCUCUGGGAAGACCAGUCUGCUCUCCAGACUUUGCAGUGAGGCAACGGACAACAUUGUUCCUACAACAGGUUUUAGCAUUAAAGCCGUGCCAUUCCAGAACGCCAUUUUAAACGUGAAGGAACUCGGAGGAGCGGACUCAAUUAAGAAGUACUGGAGUCGGUAUUACCAGGGUUCACAGGGAGUGGUUUUCAUGUUGGACAGCGCUUCGUCUGAGGAGGACAUGGAGGUGGCGCGUACGGAGCUUCACUCAGCCCUGCAGCAUCCUCAGCUCUGCACGCUUCCGUUCCUCAUACUGGCCAACCACCAGGACAAACCUGCCGCCCGCUCUGUACAUGAGAUAAAGAAAUAUUUUGAGCUGGAGCCACUGGCACGAGGUAAGAGCUGGAUACUGGAGGGCAGCACUGUGGAGAACAUGGACGCAGUAAAGGAAAGCUUCAUUCAGCUCAUUCAUCUGCUGGAAGACAAGGACCAGGAGACGGGCAGGAUAUGACCCAGGGAAAACAUUAUCCCGUUAUCCCUCAGACACUACAGAUCGCCACCGCACCACUGGCCAGUACAGCCCAGUUUAGCAUGGCCGUUGUGUAACCUACAUUGUUACCCUAACUGUUACUGUGGUGUAACAAAUUCAGCCAUGAAAAAAUGGACUUUGCGACUACUCUCCUUAUCUGUAAGGAUGCAUAUCUGCGAAGAAAGAAGGGUACCUUCUCUCAGACCACACACGUAUUAGCCGAGAACAAGAAUUCAACACUUAUGUCAGUAAAUAUGGUUAUCUAUCCUCUCUUUAAAUACAGAUCUAGUUGCACAUUGCUACUAAAUAGAUAAUGUAAUCAUGCUUGGUCACGUAGGGCAACUGGAAGUCAUGUUUUCAUAGUGCGUAAAUUGUGUGUUCUUGUGUGAAUGUAUGAACGAGUGUUUGCGAGCGAGAGUCAUGUCAGUUUGUACUUAAAAGCCUUAAGGUGCGUGCUAAUGUAUUUUUAAAGCGUCUUUAGAUGUUAUUAAAAUAGGCAGUCUUAAUUAUCUGUCGCUGUGAUGUAAAAAGUUAUGAAUGAUUGAAAAUCAUGAAAUAAUAAACUUUCUUCUCCUUUCAUGUAAUCCCGAAACUGCAUGGAGCUGUACUCGAUGUAGCCUUCUAUUGGAGCGGCAGGUGCUCUGUUUCAAAAUUUAGUGAGCUGCCUACCCGGAUAACAUUUUAAGGUAUCGUAGCUGCACGUCAGACACAGAGAAGGCCACAUAAUUAACCUUGGCACAUUUCGGUAAUGAAAAGAGCAAUGCCACGCAUUGCAAUGGGCACAGUGAUGGCGGAUGCAUCAAGAGAAAUGU